Messenger RNA from Pelobates fuscus (common spadefoot toad), 1761 nucleotides. RefSeq names its product protein phosphatase 1 catalytic subunit gamma (gene PPP1CC). Gene Ontology annotation, cellular component: cytoplasm; nucleus. NCBI's taxonomy places the organism in Eukaryota, Metazoa, Chordata, Amphibia, Anura, Pelobatidae. The coding region runs from base 214 to 1185 and encodes 323 amino acids. The record is from RefSeq and is a predicted model, not a curated record. The transcript is spliced from 7 exons. Gene Ontology annotation, molecular function: protein serine/threonine phosphatase activity.
UCUUCGAGUAGGAGGAUCCAUACGCGGGCCGGCAGAGAGGAGGAGGAGGCGGCGCCAUUUUGUUCGGUUCUAGCAGCCUGUAACGGAAGAGGGUUACGGGUUUGGUUAGGGCUGCGGCGUCCCCUUUCCUUCCGCUCUCCGUUUAUUACCUGCGGCAUUUUGUUUGUUUUCCCCCCUCUUGUUCCUGGUCAGACGCCGUCCUAGCUCGGGGCCAUGGCAGACGUUGAUAAGCUAAACAUCGACAGCAUCAUCCAGCGGCUGCUAGAAGUCAGAGGAUCGAAACCUGGAAAAAAUGUACAACUUCAAGAAAAUGAAAUUAGAGGUCUUUGCCUGAAGUCUCGAGAAAUUUUCCUCAGUCAGCCAAUUUUGCUGGAGCUUGAAGCUCCUCUUAAAAUAUGUGGUGAUAUUCAUGGACAAUACUAUGAUUUACUAAGACUUUUUGAAUAUGGCGGUUUUCCACCUGAAAGUAACUACUUGUUUCUUGGUGACUAUGUGGAUAGAGGGAAGCAGUCCUUAGAGACAAUCUGUCUCCUCUUGGCAUACAAAAUUAAAUAUCCAGAGAACUUCUUCCUCCUUAGAGGCAAUCAUGAGUGUGCCAGCAUUAACAGAAUCUAUGGGUUUUAUGAUGAAUGUAAAAGAAGAUAUAAUAUUAAACUAUGGAAAACCUUCACAGACUGCUUCAAUUGUUUGCCAAUUGCUGCCAUAGUGGACGAGAAGAUAUUUUGCUGCCAUGGUGGCUUAUCUCCUGACCUGCAGUCAAUGGAACAGAUCAGACGAAUUAUGCGUCCUACUGAUGUUCCAGAUCAGGGUCUCUUAUGUGACUUACUCUGGUCUGAUCCUGACAAAGAUGUUCUGGGCUGGGGUGAAAAUGACAGGGGCGUAUCGUUUACAUUUGGAGCUGAGGUUGUUGCAAAAUUUCUCCACAAACAUGACUUGGAUCUUAUUUGCCGUGCUCAUCAGGUAGUUGAAGAUGGCUAUGAAUUCUUUGCCAAACGGCAGUUGGUAACUCUCUUUUCUGCCCCAAAUUACUGUGGGGAGUUUGACAAUGCUGGAGCAAUGAUGAGCGUAGAUGAAACCUUAAUGUGUUCCUUCCAGAUUUUAAAGCCUGCAGAGAAAAAGAAGCCCAAUGCAAGCAGACCUGUAACACCCCCAAGAGGCAUGAUAACAAAACAAGCAAAGAAAUGAGUAUCAUCUGGUCUACUUGGACUUGUAUUAUAGUAUAUAAUCUCACUUUUUUAAAUUGUGUAAUGUGUAUCGACCGGUCAGUUACAUCCAGCUAGAUGUCUGUGGCUUUUAUUUUUCCUUACUAUUGUUUGUCUUUUUUCUGUUUGUUUUAAUGAGUUGUAUUUGCUUCUGCAAUCACUGCUUUUCAUCAAGCUGUUCUUUUGUAUCUGAAAGCACAUUUUAGCUUCUUUGAAGAUUGGUUUCUCUUUACCCAGUGUUACUGUACACUCCAGACCUUUUAAUCUCCAUUAUAACCUAUACCUUUGUACAAUCCACUCAAUUGUGAAUGCUUGUUAUUUAGUACCUUUGAGGGUACUCAUGAGUUGGCAAGGAUCGUGUCACUAUCAUUUGCAUACUGUUUAUACAAACCACUGUGAACAUAUAUAUUCUUUUAAAGGGAGUUUUGUCACACCCACACUUGUAUAGCUGUCAAUGAAUGAAUUCCCUUUAUUUUGCCAGCAUCACUGGUUUGAUGUAUAUUUAAUUAAAAGCACAUUUUCCGUACUGUAUACUUUGAAAUUAAAGCCAUUAUUUUAA